AUGGAUAAAAAACCCACCGUAGUUUUGAGGAGGAUCGAGGAAGGAGCACAGGCGAGUGCGAAAGAAAAUGAGGCGAUGCAAACAGACUGCCCCCCGGGGCAACGAGAGGGGAGGACCAAGGCAGGCCCUUCGAGCGUGGAUGCACCCAGGAGCAGAGAGAAAGAUACUGCCCCGAGGUAUGUGGACUCGCUAGAGGACACGGAUACCGAAGUCGAAGCUGAUGCUGAGGACUUCGAAGAGCCCGAGGAGAGGAGAGGCAGGCCCCCGACGACGGGCAAGGGCCUCUUCAUGAAAGAACGGAAGGAAGCUAAGAAGGAGGUGAAACGUCUCAAGGCGCAACAGAAAGCCCUAAGAAGUGUCCUGGACAGGAGAGUCCUCCCAAACUCCCGGGAUAGAAGGGGAAUAACCCCCGAGAGGGUGACAGCCAGACAAAUGGCUGACAUGUCCGUGGAGCAGAUAGCCGCGGAGCUAACGGAAUAUAUCGACAUCGUGGAUAAGGUGGCAGACACUUCAAAAAAUUUGAAGGGCACCUAUGUCCACCUACUGCGCAAUUCGGCCUGUAAGAUCAGAGCCGCCACGACAGUCCUUGCCGGGAAACAAUCACCGACAACGGGCGAGGAGAACAGUGAACUCUCCAGAUUGAGGGAGAGAAACAAGGAACUGGAGGGCCAGGUGGCUCAACUCGCGGUAGCGCUGCUGCAGCAACAACAGCAGCAGAGGCCAAGCGAGGAAGAGCCAAAGCAGGCAGAGAGGCCCCUGCGGAAGAGGAAGCUCCGUAGACUGGCAGAAUCCUCGGAAGACGAGGGGACAGACCCGCCACGUACUACCCGGGUCAGUGAUGACACUACCCAGGAGUGCGCUGGCGCAGGGGCGGCAGACGAUAAGGCAGUCGCGGCUGCAGAGGAGGACCCCCCGGUCCUUCGACCGGCUGUUAGAGGGGCCAAGAAGAGGCUGGAGGGACCGUCCGAGGAGAGGGCCCUGGAGGAGGUCCGGAGGGUAAUGGAGAGCAUUUCGCUCCGGAGCGUCCGCUCGGGAGAUGCCCAAGAAAUAAGAUGCUGCACAGCCAAGGAAGGUCGCAGCACUGUGCCCAGCCAGGCGCCGAAAAAGGCGACUGGGACGAAGAAGAAGGAGACGUCCAAGCCAACACCCGUAACAGGAGGAAGCACUGGGCAGGGUAAGGGCGACGCCACUAACAAGGAAGUGGCUAGGAAGAGGGCUGCUAGCCAAACCAGGCCUGGAAAAGGAGCUACCGCCCAGAGGACUGCAAGUCGCACGAGGGCUGCUCAGCCGCGGGACACCCGCAGUGAGGAAGGGCCCACGACCUCGAAGGGCAAGACUAGCAAGCCCACACAGGCAACUCAGGGGUCCUGGGUUGAAGUGGUGAAGAGGGGCCUAAAGAAGAGGACGGCGCCGGCGCAAAACGGUCCCUCCCAGAGGAACGAGGCGAGCACUCCGGCAACCAGCGGGAAGAAGACCCCUACCGCAAAGUGCAGGAAUCCUAGGGCGCAGGCGGUAACCCUCACAUUCCCUCCAGGCAUGUAUGCCGAGGGUAUGAGGAUUAUCAAGUCCCAAAUCCAACUGGAGGAUUUGGGAAUAAGUGAGGUCAGACCAAGAAGGGCCUUGACUGGGGCCCUCAUUUUAGAGGUCUUAGGCGAGGACGCUAAGGUGAAAGCCGACCAGCUUGCGGAUAAAAUUAAGGUCGUCGUGGGGGAUACCGAGGGGGUAAAGGUUGCCCGCCCGACAAAGCUAGCCGAACUGCGUGUCAAAGACCUUGACGACUCGGCUACGCAGGAGGAAGUUAAAGAGGCGGUGGCCAAGGUGGGGGGCUGUGAGCCUCAUGAGGUGAAGGUGGGCCCACUGAGGCGUGCUACGAAUGGACUUAGCACGGCGUGGGCACAAUGCCCCUUGGCCGCGGCGAAGCAGGCCGCCAAGUCCGGCAGAAUUAAGAUAGGUUGGGUGUCGGCAAGGGUGGACCUGCUAGACGCGAGGCCGCUGGUAUGUUACCGGUGCCUGGAGCGGGGCCACGUGCGGCAACAAUGCCGCAGUGCUCAGGACCGUAGCAACCUCUGCUACAGGUGUGGGGGCGAGGGGCACAAGGCCCAAGCGUGCAGCGCGACGCCGAAGUGCCCGGUGUGUAGCGCGAAGGGGUUGCCGGCGGGGCAUAAGGCCGGUGGUGGGGGCUGCAGGCUGCCCCCCAAGAAGGAGGCAAGAAGAAUGGGUGCGGAAAGGCGAACGCAGUCGCAGCCGGCGCCUGUUGCAAGGGCCACCCAGGAGGCGGAGCAGAACAACCAGCGAGAGGAGGCAGAUAUGGAGGUGGAGUCGUCCCAGGUUCCUGCGGCAAUCCACACCACGGAGGGGGCUUGGAGGAAGCCCACACUGAGGCCCCGCAAUGCCCAUAAAAAUCUUGCAGACCAUGGCGGAGCGUGGUUGCUGUCUGGGGGUGAUUGCGGAACCUCUAAGCGUCCCGGACCAUCCGUGCUGGGCCGGGAGUUUAGAUGGAAAGGCGGCAAUCUGCUGGAGGAGGGUGGAGGACAGGCAUAUCCCCACCACUAA
Molecule: messenger RNA, 2553 nt
Organism: Vollenhovia emeryi
Lineage: Eukaryota; Metazoa; Arthropoda; Insecta; Hymenoptera; Formicidae
Exons: 3
Coding region: 1-2553 (850 amino acids)
Molecular function (GO): zinc ion binding; nucleic acid binding
Source: RefSeq, a predicted model, not a curated record